Molecule: messenger RNA, 2458 nt
Organism: Corticium candelabrum
Lineage: Eukaryota; Metazoa; Porifera; Homoscleromorpha; Homosclerophorida; Plakinidae
Product: beta-xylosidase-like
Exons: 23
Coding region: 1-2358 (785 amino acids)
Biological process (GO): xylan catabolic process; arabinan catabolic process
Cellular component (GO): plant-type cell wall
Molecular function (GO): xylan 1,4-beta-xylosidase activity; alpha-L-arabinofuranosidase activity
Source: RefSeq, a predicted model, not a curated record
AUGAAUGGAUUUGGUUUGCUACUUUGCACGUUUCUCCUUGCAGUUGCUGGUGUGCCGUUGUAUCAGCAGACACAGGUUCCGGUUGCUGACCGGGUUGUUGACCUUCUAACACGCAUGAACAUCCAGGAGAAAAUCAACGAGCUGCACCUUGUCCACGACCAUGUGCCUUUUAUACAAGAAUACGUCAAUAACAAGACAGGACUUGGAGGAAUAAAGAUGGCCGCAUUCUCUGCAGCUGGGGACAGUGCCCUGUCAGUUGUGAAGGCAAGAAAUGAGGUUCAACACAAGCUUAUGAAUUCAUCUCGACUCGGCAUUCCAACGAUGUUUGUACAAGAAUCUUUACACAGUGGAAGUAGUGCUGGUACCAUUUUCCCAAUGCCUUGUCUCAUGGGAGCAUCUUGGAAUCCGGAUCUAAUACAACAGGCAUAUGAUGUAAUAGCUCGCGAGACUCGUGCUAUAGGAGCUGAUCUUGCCUAUGCUCCUGUUCUUCAAGUGUUUACAGACCCUCGAUUUGGUCGAACACAAGAAGGAUUUUCAGAGGAUCCAUUUUUAGUAUCGGUGUUGGGUGCAGCUGCAACAAGUGGAUUACAUGGUGGUGUUACUGGAGGACCAUUGACAUAUAUUGAUCAGAAUCACGUGACAUCGCUAGGUAAGCAUUACGCGGCAUAUGGACAAACACAAGGCGGUCUCAAUGCGUCUCCUGCCGACAUGAAUGAAAGGACUCUACGUGAAGUUUACUUGAAGCCGUGGAAAGCGUAUGGUCAGGCUGGUGGACGAGGAGCUAUGCCUGCUCACAACACGAUAAACAAUGUUCCUUGCCAUUCAAAUGUUUGGUUGUUGGAUACGGUGUUUCGUAAAGAGUUUGGGAUUGAGUAUGGAAUUACGAUCAGUGACUGCAAUGAUAUUGGUGUGCUAGUUGAUUAUCGAGCAGCAGCCAACAAGUCACAGGCUGCUGCCUUAGGAGCUAUUGCUGGUGUUGAUUUGGAUUUGAUGUGUGGCUCUGAUGAUCGCAAGUUCAGUUAUAUACACCUAAUGGAAGCAUUGAAAGAGGGUUUGGUAAAUGAGACAAUUAUUGAUCGACGUGUGAUGGAUGUGCUUGCAGAAAAGUUUGCAGCAGGUUUGUUUGAUAAUCCACUUACUGAUGAGUCACUUACAAAGGAACUUAACAAUGCAACUAGACAACAGUUGGCUCUUAGUCUGGCAGAAGAUGGUAUUGUGCUUGUGCAGAACAAUGAAACUCUUCCAGUGGAGCAUGAAAAGCUCAAGGAGAUUGCUAUUAUUGGUCCAUCGGGGAGCUGUAGUCACUCUCUGAACAGCCACUCUCUUUGUGAUGCUCAACAAUACAUGCUUGGCAGCUACAUUGCUCAGCCGUCACUCCCUUCUCAUUACAUUGACACUCUUUACGACGUCAUUAGUAAUCAGACAAAUUCUUCAGUAAAGUAUUCACGUGGUGCCAACAUUGAUGGACCCACGUCAAACAAAAUGAUUGAGGAAGCAGUCGAUGUCGCUGAAGGUGCCGACCUUGUGGUGCUUGCAGUUGGUGACUCGCUGUCAACAUGUGGAGAGUGGAGGGACCGUGACAAUUUGGAUUUACCAGGUGCUCAGCUUCAGCUCUUGAAUGCAGUUGCAAAUGCUGUGGACGAUCCACAGAAGCUUGUUGUCAUCCUCGUCAAUGGUCGGCCAGCCACAUUUGGUUCUCAAAAUGAAAUUCUAACAAAGGUUGGUGCUGUGCUUGUUGCAUGGAGACCGGGUCAAGCAGGAGCAAUGGCUCUCUGGAAUAUUAUAACAGCAAAGACUGUACCAAGUGGCAAGUUGGCGCAAAGUUGGCCAAGGUGUGUUGGACAAGUUGGUGGACCAUCAUCCCCGUGGUUUGCUUUGAGAGAAGGGAAAUGGAUUGCUAACAAGAAGACAGAUUAUUAUGGUCAAAGUUAUGAUCCUUAUGUUGAUGAGCCUUCCACUCCUCUCUUCCCAUUCGGAUUUGGGUUGUCAUAUACAACGUUUAAUUACACCAACCUUACAGCUAAAGUGGUGACGUCUCAAUAUACAAACCUAUCUCAAGUGAUAGUAACUGCUCAAGUUUCCCUUCUCAACACUGGAAAAGUGGACAGCAAAGAAAUCGUCCAGCUCUACAUAACUGAUCCUGUCAUGAAUCUUGUACGAUAUUGGAAGCGACUCAUUGGUUUCAAAAAGGUAGCCAUAAAAUCUGGAUCAACAGCUACAGUAGAUAUUGAUAUCAAAGGAGAGGAUCUUGCCUUCUAUGAUGAGAAUAUGAUAUUUCGUGUUGUUCCUGGGGAGUAUUUGCUUGCUGCUGGCGGCUCGAGUGUGUAUACUCCUGUUUCCUGGAGAUUUACUAUUUGAUAAUUGGUGGAGCUGCUACGUGUACUGUUUGUUGCUUGUUUUGUGAUUUAUAUCGUGUACCUGUAGAGGCUUGAAUAUCCUUAUGAGUCACAUUUGCGCG